Tuber aestivum (summer truffle) is the source of this 738-nucleotide messenger RNA. NCBI's taxonomy places the organism in Eukaryota, Fungi, Ascomycota, Pezizomycetes, Pezizales, Tuberaceae. The record is from the annotation of a GenBank genome assembly.
GAGACCUACACUUCACACACUCUCUUUUUAAGCCUCCGCUAUGUGGUUGUCGGAUAGGCAAAGUAUAGCCCUUUUUUCUCUGCCUUGAGUAUUUGUGAAUAUUCGCUUACGGAUCCGCAGAGUUUGGGGCUGGGUUCUGCGCAGGAGGUGCGACUAAUAGAUACUCGUGUACCUAUCCGGAGAUCGAAACUAAUCGGCUCACUGCGCAGGAGUUUUUUUCUUCCUCUUCGGCAUCAUGAUGUUCUUUGACAGAGCAAUGUUAGUAUCACCUUACCGCGAUCCCUCCAUAUCUGAUGCUGACUUUUCUCCAAACAGGUUGGCAAUGGGAAAUGUCAGUCCCUCCCAAAUACAUAGGCAAUCCAACCGCAAGCCACCCUACUCACCUUUAUCUCUUAUAUAAUAGAUCCUCUUUGUUGUCGGCAUAUCCCUAUUCAUGGGUCCAAAAAAGACCUUCUCCUUCUUCGCGCGCAAGGAAAAGUUCCGUGGGACAGCGUGUUUCCUGUUGGGCGUUGGAUUGAUACUGGCAAAAUACCCGCUGAUCGGGUUCUGCAUUGAACUUUACGGCAUCUUGAACUUGUUUGGCGAUUUCUUUGGGGUUAUAAUUGGGUUUUUGGGGUCCGUGCCUGUGGUAAGCAUGCGGCUUUGAGGGGGUGAGCUGUUGGAGGGACAAGAUAUUGACGAGGUGUGCUCCCUCAGGUCGGGCCCUAUUUGGAGGGACCAUUACGAAGGGUCACCGGU